This is a messenger RNA of Suricata suricatta (meerkat), 8354 nucleotides long. RefSeq names its product APC membrane recruitment protein 1 (gene AMER1). The coding region runs from base 268 to 3669 and encodes 1133 amino acids. The transcript has 2 exons. Gene Ontology annotation, biological process: regulation of canonical Wnt signaling pathway. NCBI's taxonomy places the organism in Eukaryota, Metazoa, Chordata, Mammalia, Carnivora, Herpestidae. Gene Ontology annotation, molecular function: phosphatidylinositol-4,5-bisphosphate binding; beta-catenin binding. The record is from RefSeq and is a predicted model, not a curated record. Gene Ontology annotation, cellular component: plasma membrane.
GCUGCCGAAAGCCUGGUGAAGGGCAGCCAGUGCAGGAGGUGACGAGCAGCGGCGGCGGCGGCGGCAGGGACAGCAUUCGCGGCGAUUUCAGCCACAGCAGCCUAGGCUCCAGCCCCAGCCAGGGCGGCGCAGCAGACAAUAACCGGGCUGGAAACCCGACCGGGCCCGGCCCAACUGCAAUGCUUCCUGACUGAUGAUGUUAUAACAGUGUCUGGAAGACAGAAGGCUGCUUUUUUAGCUGAACAUACCUGAGUUGUCCCCAUCACCAUGGAGAUUGGAAAAGAUGAAUCUUCUCAGGCCAAGGGAGCAGCAGCCUCUAUGGACGCCCAGGACCAAGGGGAAGAGAAAGGAGCCAAGAACAAGGCAACUGAGAUGACAGAAGAGCCAGCAUCAGAGCCACCCCCAUCUGGCCCAGGUAGGCUGAAGAAAACUGCCAUGAAACUUUUUGGUGGCAGGAAGGGCAUCUGUACCCUGCCUAGUUUCUUUGGAGGGGGACGAAGCAAAAGUUCUGGGAAAGGCAUCAACAAGAAGGGUCUUAGCAAGAGCAAGACCCAUCAUGGCCUGACUGAAGCAGCCCAUGGCCCUGAAGACAUUGUCCAUGAAGGAACCAGAUUUGCCUUACCUUUUCCUGAAUUACCCUGCCAACUUCCCAGUUCCCAGAGUGCCCAUGGGGUUUUGGAGACAGGCUCCAGAUGCAAAAUGUCUGUGGCUGGAGCCACAGACAGUGUUGGGGCUGAGAAGGUUCCCUCUGUGCCCAAGCCAAAGAAAGGCCUGAAAGGUUUUUUCAGCAGUAUCCGCCGUCACCGGAAAAACAGGGUCUCUGGGGUUGAACAAAGUAAGCUAGGGGCCAAGGAGCCUGAAGGGGCCACAGCCAGGCCUCAUGAACAUGUAAGCUCAGCCCUUCUGCCCCAUGCUGAGGAUAUCCCCCAAACCCCCAGAAAGGAAAAUGCCAAAACUCAAGAUGUCCCUAGGCCAGAAAUUUCUUUAGUAACAGAGUCUUUUCCAGCAGUUACUGAGAAGACAGCCUGUAAAGAUCCAGAAAAACCCAUUGAGGUCUAUGCCUCAGCACUUCUGCAGCCCAAGGCUGCUUCUGAAGCCAGUGGCCCAGAGGAACCCCACAGUCCAGAAACAGAGGAGAAGAUGGUGGCAGAAGAGGUAAAUCCACCAAAUGGCCCUGUUGGGGACCAGCUGAGCCUCCUAUUUGGGGAUGUCACAUCCCUGAAAAGUUUUGACUCACUGACCGGUUGUGGUGACAUUAUAGCAGAGCAGGACAUGGACAGUAUGACAGACAGCAUGGCCUCUGGAGGCCAGAGAGCCAAUCGAGAUGGGACCAAGCGAAGUUCCUGCCUGGUGACCUACCAAGGAGGUGGGGAGGAGAUGGCCUUGCCAGAUGAUGAGGAGGAAGAAGAAGAGGAGGAUGAGGAGGUGGAAUUAGAGGAAGAAGAAGAGGAUGUCAAAGAGGAAGAAGAUUAUGACUUAGAAUAUCUGUGGGCAAGUGCCCAGAUGUACCCAAGACCCAAUCUGAAUUUGGGAUACCAUCCUGUCCCAUCUUCAGGAGAGCAUGGCUACAUACUCCUUGACUCAGUUGGAUCUUAUCCUGGCCUAGCCCCUGGGGACCUUUUGACUCCUCAGAGUGACCAGCAAGAGUCUGCCCCCAAUAGUGAUGAGGGUUAUUAUGAUUCUACAACACCUGGAUUUGAGGAUGAUUCAGGUGAGACCUUGGGGCUUGUCCGCAGGGAUUGCCUGCCUCGAGACAGCUAUAGUGGAGAUGCCCUUUAUGAGUUCUAUGAACCAGAUGAUAGUCUUGAGACCUCCCCACCUAUGGAUGACUGUCUUUAUGACCUCCAUGGUCGCAGCUCUGAGAUAUUUGAACCCUUCUUGAACUUUGAGCCCUUUUCUUCCUCUAGGCCACCUGGGGCAAUGGAGACAGAAGAAGAACGGUUAGUGACCAUCCAGAAACAGUUGUUGUAUUGGGAGCUUCGGCGAGAGCAGCUGGAGGCCCAAGAGGCUCAGGAGGCACGUGUCCGAGAGGUUCACACCAGGGAGGCCUAUACCCAAGAAACUCAUGCCAGGGAGACCAAUGCCCAAGAAGCUCAUAUUAGAGAGAUCCAAGCCCGAGAGGCCUUUGCCAGAGAGGUCUGUGUUAGGGAGGCCCAGGCCCAAGAGGCCCAUCCUCAAGAGGUUCAAGUCCAAGAGGUACAGGCCCGGCAAGAGAAGCCCAUCAUGGAAUAUCAGAUAAGGCCCUUAGGCCCAUCAGUGAUGGGCCUAGUGGCAGGGACAUCAGGGGCCUCUCAGACUUCCCACCGGGGAACCACCUCAGCUUUUCCUGCCACUGCAAGCAGUGAGCCAGACUGGAGGGACUUCCGUCCUCUAGAGAAACGUUUUGAGGGAAUCUGCUCCAAGAAAGAUCAAAGUACCUGUCUGAUGCAGCUCUUCCAAAGUGAUGCUAUGUUUGAGCCAGAUAUGCAAGAAGCAAACUUUGGAGGGUCUCCCAGGAAGGCCUACCCUACUUAUUCACCCCCUGAAGAGCCAGAGGAAGAAGAGGUUGAGAAGGAAGGGAAUGCUACCGUGAGUUUCUCACAAGCCCUUGUGGAGUUCACCAGCAUUGGGAACCUCUUCUCCAGCAUGUCCUGCAGCUCUGACUCUGACUCAUCCUUCACUCAAAACCUCCCUGAGCUGCCCCCUAUGGUGACCUUUGACAUCGCUGACGUAGAACGGGAUGGAGAAGGCAAGUGUGAAGAGAAUCCUGAGUUCCACAAUGAUGAAGACCUCGCAGCCUCCUUGGAAGCUUUUGAGCUGGGCUACUACCAGAAACACAUGCUUACCAACUACCACAGCCGAUUCUACCAAGGUCUGCCCUGGGGUGUGAGCAGUCUCCCUCGGUACUUGGGACUGCCUGGCAUGCACCCUCGACCUCCACCUGCUGCCAUGGCCCUCAACAGGAGAAGUCGCUCCCUGGACACUACAGACACCCUGGAGCUGGAGCUCUCAAAUUCCCACCUGGGCCAGGGAUACAUGGCUUCUGAUGAGCUUCAGGUUCAGCAGGAAGAUUCAAAUGAAGAAGAGGAAGAAUGGGAACGAGACAGUCCUUUGUCCCUUUAUACUGAGCCACCAGGGGCCUAUGACUGGCCUGCGUGGGCCCUCUGUCCUCUCCCAAUGGGGCCAGGCCCUGCCUGGAUAAGUCCCAGCCAGUUGGAUGAGUCUUCUGGCCCAUCUCCAUAUGGGCAGACAGCCUGUUGCAUACCCUCUGUGGCCAUGUCAAUGUUGCUAUCAGUACCAGGGCCAGAGCCAAGGGUACCUGGGAUAUCCAGGCAUCAGCUAGCUCGGCCUUCACACCUACCCCUUCCCAUGGUCCCUUGUUAUAACCUGCAGCCACAGGCCUCUCAGAGUAUAAGAGCCAGGCCUCAAGAUAUGCUGCUGCCUGUUGAUGAGCCCAGUUGCUCCUCCAGUUCUGGAGGCUUAAGCCCCAGCCCUCUGUCCCAGGCCAAGCCUGUAGGCAUCACUCCUGGCAUCCCUCAGCUGCCCAGGGUCUGUCCUGAGCCCCAGCAGCCUCAAUCCAUUCACUACAGGGCUUUCAGCCUUGACUUGUCAAAGGAGAUGGCUGAGCAAGGUGCCUCUCUCCCCACCAGCUACUCCUCCACUGCUGUGAAUGGAAACCUAGCUGAGUAGCCAUCAUCUAUUCUGGAGUGGGGGCAUUGGGCUUAAGCAUGUGAUUAGGGAUCAAGGGUUGGGCAGAGGGGUGGGGGUGGGGGUUGCUAUUUAACUUGAAAAUCCUUUUGGCCAAGGAAACCUCCUAUGAGUUUUUAUCUUUGUUUUCCCACUUCCCUCUUCUGUCAAUCUGUGGUCACAUUCAGCUUGAGUACAUCUGUCCUGGGAGGCUACUGCUGCUCUGUUCUCCAGUUUUUCCUUUGGGGUCUCUUGUUGCCCAUACAGGGUUUGGGAUGCUGUACUUUUGUGCCUAUUCCAGUUGCCCAGUUAGUGAUUAUGUAUACAGCAUGCAUCCUCUGCACAGGCUAAACCGUUAGUAUCUGUGCCACCCUCUACACACAGUGAAUGAUGAACCACUGAUGAACAGCCAGGUCUGCACUUCUUCCCACCUAAGUAUAGAGGGCUUGUUUGCUAUUAACAACGUGAAAUAAUGAUACAAAUCCUCUCCACCCCCACUCCCUUCAGUCUUGGCAUAGCUGCCACCAUUACAUCAGAUGAUUAUAAUCUAUUCACCCCAGCUAGCUGUCCUUUGAGAGGACCAAGUAGCAUGUGUCUCAUUGCCUAUUGCUGUGGACUUUGGCAUCAUAACCAAAUAGGGGCCUUUUAAUGUGGCCUGCUAUAGCUUGGGUUGAAGACGAAAAUGCUAAUCUCCUUAAUGGAGUGAUCAAAUUUAUCCGGUUGGAAACAGAAGACAAAGUAGGGUUCUGUUUUAGAUACUGCCAUAAGUCUUGAUUUGUGGAAUGGUAAGAUCUUUUCCUUAUUCUUUUAAGCUUGUGACUGCCUAAGUUGCAGACACUUUUGAAUUUUUUUUUUUUUACCCAAAGGAAAUUUUCAUAAUUUCAUCACAAGGGACAUAGUCUUUUAAUUGAGAUACAGGUAGAGAAGUGGCCUAAAUUAAGCUUGGCUACAGGGGUUCAGGGUUUUUGUGGGUUGCAGGGGAAGAAUAGGAAGAGCAGUUCCAUUGUUCCAGUUAGCAGGAAAGAAUUUUAGACAUUGCAAAGCUCAAGGAAACCUAGCUUCUAGAAGAAAAAAUUCCAUCUCUCCCAAAAGCAAGAGUUCCUUAAGCCUUGCCCGGUUGCUGUAAAGAGGCUUAGAGGCACCAGGCUAGCAGUCCCAAGAGACAGGAUACCAAAGGCAUAUAGGCUGUUGUUCUGGUCUCAUUAAAGAGUUUUCAUCUUCCAAUUAGCCAAGUCCUUAGCAUCCUCAAAAGACUGACCUUCUUGAGAGGAAAGACUGUCAUCUUCACUCACUCAGCCAAGCUGCAGGUUUUUGAUUUGCAUAGGAAUUGCAGCCCUUUAUGAAGUGAAGGGUAUACUCCCUUCUGCAUCCACAGUUUUCAUGUUUAACUAGCUUGGAAAUGCUGAUGUGGAAAAGUUGCUGUCAGGAAGACAUUGCAACAGGCUAAUCUAACCUGGCUCAACCUUAAUCACCAGUAAGAGAGGGUCCCUUUUAACUUCCUUAUUGGAAAUAGAAUAUGGAACAUGCUUUGUCUGGAUGUGUUGAUCCAAAUUAUAAUCCUUGCCUCCCAGCCCCUGUCCCUCCUCCCCCCCACCCCGGCUCUGCUUAUCUCUAUGCCUAUUAAAAUGUCAGUAGGACUCUUGGGAACAGAGGCCUUUGGCCCCCUGAGUCAAGGUGACUGUAUGGUCAAACUUCCCCUUGGCAAGUGAAUGUGUUUAUGCUGGUCUUUAUCACCAUUUUUCAGAUUGGGGUUGGUAGUGCUCCUUCCCACAGAGAGCAAAACUGUCUGAUAGAAGCUGUACCCCUGGAAGCACCACAUGAGUUUGCAUGGCACCAAUAGCACUGCUCAAGGGACUCAGACCAGCUCUUCAGGAUAACUCUGUCUGCACUGUGAAGAAAUACAUCACUCAUGGAGUUGGAGAAAGAAAGAGCAUGAGGAAGCCCCUUCUCACCCAAAGCACUGCAUUACAGAAGAAAAGUGCCCAAAUUCCAACCAUCUAGCCUCCUACCAAAGUUGCCCUGGGAGGUUAGGGGUGAAGUAGGCCUGGCUGUUUGGUAGAAAAUACACCAAAUGCCUUUACAACAAGGGAAAUCCCACUACUCUCCUACUCUCUCUCUGCUUGUCCCUCAGGGCAGUUCAAGCUCCUAUCUGUAUAUGGACUGUGCCAGCCAUAGCAGAUAGUAGAGCCAUCACCAGCCUCCAGAGUUUGCUGGGCUACCAGCCUUGAAAAGAAGAAGUAGGUGGUCAGCCUUUGGCCAAGGUCAGAGGGAUACCCUCAGAGAAAAGAGGGAGACAAGACUUGCUGCCCCUGAAGGGAGUAGUCAUAGUUCUGACACACAUUACUUGGCUUUUGGAGUUCACAUAGCACAGAGUAGAACCUAGAACUGAGCAACAUCUCAUGGUUUGGACAACAGUACUGCCUUCAAGGCCUUUCAAUGUCCAUGCCAGCCCAAGGACAUAAUCCUCACCACCAGAAGUAGGAUAAUCAAGGUGCAUGGCUGCAGAAGCAUGCUCCUUUGACUCUUACUCUAGAUUCAAGCAGUUAAUAGCCAAAUACCAUCUUCAGCCUAGACAAGGAAGAUAUGGCUGGAGAUGUGGUGAUGGCAGCACAGGGUGACACUGGGAGAGCCAAUCAAACUCCAGGCCUCUUCCCAAAGAUAGCCGUGCUUGCUUGGCUGGCAGCAAAUAUGCCCCGGACUACUAAAGAUAUUGAUAUCAAGUCCACAUCCCUUAGACUGUGACCAGAUGAAUACCAUAUCUGCACUGCAAUGUCCUGGGAUAAUGCUUGUGGAUAUGAUUUCAAGGGAAGAUAUGACUUGACAGGAGGUAUCUGCUAUCAUCUUGCUAUCCAGCAGGCUUAUCUAGUACCAGACAGCUGUGAUACUGAGAAAUGUUAAAUGAGACCAGUCCUUGGGGAAAUAGUGAUUGUGGAUAGAGAGGGCCACCCAUCAGGCUUCCUUCAUGGCCACCAGUCUCUCGGUGCUUUAUUUAGUGCCUUUAAGGAAGCCCUGCCUUGGGGCACUGAGCUUGGGCACCUGUCUAUCAGUCUUCUGGGCCAAAGGCUUUGGUCAAAACUAGUCUCUCUCCCUCCUCAGUGCUAUACCAAGCAGGGAAGUAGCUUCCUACACCCAAGGUGUGUUCCUUUCAUCUUGCUGCCAGCAACUUUCCCACCUUUGCCAGUGCCACCACACCACCUGACCUCAGCCCCUGGGCCCAAUAGCUAGAGGGAGGAAUGGGAGAUUUAGCAGGGAGACUUCAAGUUUACCCAUGUGUAUGUUGCAUCCAAGUUGUUUUUAGUGUGGAAAUGUGUAUGUGUGUGUGUGUGUGUGUGUGUGUAUAUAUAUAUGUAUAUGUAUAUAUAUAUAUAUACAUAUACAUAUAUAUAUAGUCAAUUAUCUAUUUUUGUAUUGUUUGCAUUUUAUAUUCAUGGAAAACAAUGUUUAUCAAUUAUUCUUUUCUGAUAUAUUUUAUUUUUAAGCGGUGCUGUUUACAGUUUUAAACAAAACAAAGUCAACACAAAAAUUGCUGCUGGUUGUGCAGAGGGCUGGCAUCUCAACCGCCUAGGGCCCUCACUCAUUCCCCUAUCUUCACCCCAAUGAAUCUUGCUGUCCACCUCCUCUCUCCAUGAUAGGAACAGCAAAAGAUGCCCAGGUACUGUGACAAAUGCCAGGUGAUUCAGGCAUGGGGAACUUGGUAAAUAGCAUGUUGUUAUAUGGCUUUAUUUUUUCAUUUGGGCCCUGCCCCUUCCCCACGUGUAGAUCUUCUGGAAGUACCCAUGUCUCCCUCUCACUCUCUCCCUCCUUUUUUAUGUUUUGUGCUUUCAUUUUGAAAUCAGAGUGCCCAUGUUGUGCUAUUUGCCAUGUUGAGUUUCUCCAAAAAAAACACUUUGGGGGCAUUCUCCACUCAGUGAAAAGGACAUGGAGUUUCUAUCAUGCCCUGUCUCCCUAAGAAGUUGGGGAGACAGAUGGAAAUGAUGCUUUAACCACAAGGAAUUGGUCAUCUCAUUGAGGAAACCCUUGCAUCAGACUUCCCAAGAACUCAAUUGAUUGUGACAUUUGCCAGGAGAGAUGUUAGGGAACUCCUUGACCCCUCUUGCUGCUUUAGGGGUAUCUAUCCGCCUAUCACCAUUCCCUCUGCCCUGUCAUGCUCCAGUUCACAUACAAAUGGUAUUUUAGGGGAACAGUGACUCUCAGGGUGAUGGCUUGCUGGCCUGAUUCCCACUUUUCUAUCCUACAGUCACUCCAAAGAAGAAAAUCCACAUGGCAUGUUUAUGUGUGAGGGUUGGGCCUGCUGAGAGGCAGGGCUUUAAUUAAUUAUUAUUCUUGUUACUAUUGGUGCUUAUUUUACAUACUGUAUAUGAAGGUGGGGUGAAGAAGAAUGUAUAUUUAGGUCACAUAAAUAAAAUGGGUGGAGGACAGAGGGACGAAAUUGGGAACUGCGCAGUACAUCCCCACCCCAUGUAUGAGUUUUUUCUCUCCCAGUGUAAAAUGGGGAGCCUGGCCCCUAGGUAUGCCCUAGCUCCCCCUUCCCUAUUCCUUGAGACAUCACAGAAUUGUCUGGGUUGUGACCUCUCCAAUCCUAGCUCUCAAUGACACCUGGAUAUCUUGUUGCACUGCCUAUUUGUAACAACAUAUAUUUCUCUUGCUGAAUGCUAAUAAACUGGGUUCUAGAAGAACCCCUCCAGUCA